AUGGUUGACCCCCUGAAAAUAUUUUGGGUGUUGACAAACAGCACAUACCUUGUGACAAAAUUUAUCCGCAUCGGAAUAGCAGAUAAGAAUGACAACCCACCAUAUUUCGACAAGGAGUUGUACGAGGCGGAAGUCGACGAAAAUGAAGACAUUCAACACACCGUGCUCACGGUUACCGCCAAAGAUCACGACGAAUCAUCGCGUAUUCGAUACGAGAUCACGAGCGGGAACAUAGGCGGUGCAUUCGCUGUCAAGAACAUGACCGGCGCCAUCUACGUGGCCGGCGCACUCGACUAUGAAACUAGGAAACGGUACGAGUUGAAGUUAGCCGCUUCGGACAAUCUUAAAGAGAACUACACGACCGUGGUGAUUCACGUGAAGGAUGUGAACGAUAAUCCCCCAGUGUUCGAGAGACCCACAUAUAGAACCCAAAUCACUGAAGAAGAUGACCGCAAUCUUCCCAAGCGAGUGCUACAGGUUACGGCUACCGACGGCGAUAAGGACAGACAGCAGAACAUUGUGUACUUUCUUACUGGUCAAGGCAUAGAUCCUGACAAUCCAUCAAACAGUAAAUUCGAUAUCAACCGAACUACUGGAGAAAUUUUUGUAUUAAAGCCUUUAGAUCGUGACCAGCCUAAUGGAAGGCCGCAAUGGAGAUUCACUGUAUUUGCUCAAGAUGAAGGCGGUGAGGGAUUAGUAGGCUACGCCGAUGUUCAAGUUAAUCUCAAAGAUAUAAACGAUAAUGCACCCAUAUUCCCACAAGGAGUAUAUUUCGGCAAUGUUACAGAAAAUGGAACUGCGGGUAUGGUCGUAAUGACAAUGACAGCUAUAGACUAUGAUGAUCCUGCUGAAAGUAAUAAUGCGAAAUUAUGGUACUCUAUCGAGAAAAAUGUUAUUGAAGAAGAAACAGGAUCCCCUAUAUUUGAAAUCGAACCCGAAACUGGUGUUAUUAAAACGGCUGUUUGUUGUUUAGACCGUGAAAGAACACCUGAUUACUCUAUACAAAUAGUAGCUUCGGAUGGUGGGGGGCUAAAAGGGACAGGGACAGCAUCUAUAAGAGUAAAAGACAUAAACGACAUGCCCCCUCAGUUUACCAAAGAUGAAUGGUUUACAGAAGUUGAUGAAACUGAUGGCACUAAUUUACCUGAAAUGCCAAUCCUUACAGUUACUGUUCAUGAUGAAGAUGAAACUAAUAAAUUCCAAUAUAAAGUUAUAGAGAAUAGUGGAUAUGGUGCCGAUAAAUUUACGAUGGUCAGAAACAAUGACGGUACUGGGUCAUUAAAAAUUGUACAGCCACUAGAUUACGAGGACCAAUUACAAAGCAAUGGCUUUAGAUUCAGAAUACAAGUUAAUGAUAAAGGUGAAGAUAAUGAUAAUGAUAAAUAUCAUGUAGCUUAUUCAUGGGUACUUGUAAAGCUAAGAGAUAUCAAUGACAAUAAACCACAAUUCGAACGUGCAAAUAUAGAAGUUUCUGUAUAUGAAAAUGCAGAAGUAGGCAAAAGCCUUGAGACAUUUAAAGCCACAGAUCCUGAUCAAAGUGGUAAAAGUAAAGUUUCAUAUGCUAUAGAUAGAUCAUCAGACAGAAAACGACAAUUCUCCAUAAAUCAAGAGGGAACUGUAAGUAUACAAAGGUCGUUGGACCGGGAAGACACACCUAGACAUCAAGUAAAAAUAUUAGCUAUAGAUGAUGGAGUUCCUCCAAGAACAGCAACGGCGACGCUUACUGUUAUAGUGCAAGAUAUUAAUGAUAACGCGCCUACCUUCCUUAAAGAUUAUAGACCUGUUUUAACAGAACAUAUUACACCUAAAAAAGUUGCUGAAAUAUUAGCUACAGAUGAUGAUGAUAGAUCAAAGAGCAAUGGCCCCCCAUUCCAAUUCAGGCUUGACCCUGGUGCUGAUGAUAUAAUAAGGGCUUCAUUUAAAGUGGAACAAGAUCAAAAAGGUGCUAAUGGAGAUGGUAUGGCUAUCGUUUCAUCUCUACGAUCAUUUGACAGGGAGCAGCAGAAAGAAUAUCUUAUUCCUAUUAUUAUUAAAGAUCAUGGUAAUCCAGCAAUGACAGGAACUAGUACGCUUACAGUAGUAAUCGGGGAUGUAAAUGACAAUAAAAUGCAACCUGGAUCCAAGGAAAUUCUUGUAUAUAAUUACCAAGGUCAAGCGCCAGAUACUGAAAUUGGGAGAGUUUAUGUUUAUGAUUUAGAUGAUUGGGACUUACCGGAUAAAAAAUUCUUCUGGGAAAGUUCGGAACAUCCCAAUUUUACCUUAAAUGAAGAAACAGGUAUGAUACAAAUGCGUCAUAAAACAAGAGAAGGUAGAUAUCACUUGAAAUUUAAGGUGUAUGACAGAAAACAUACACAAACGGACGUACCAGCUAAUGUAACAGUUUAUGUUAAAGAAAUAUCACACGAGGCUAUCAUAAACUCGGGAUCAAUACGAAUAUCGGGAAUAUCUGAUGAAGAUUUUAUUCGAGUUUGGAAUUACAAAACCUUAAGUGUCUCAAGGAGCAAAUUAGACAUAUUUAAAGAUAAAUUAGCAGACCUACUUAAUACUGAACGUGAAAAUAUUGAUAUAUUCAGCGUUCAGCUAAGAAAGAAACACCCUCCUGUAACUGACAUUCGUUUCUCAGCACACGGUGCUCAUUAUUAUAAGCCCAUUCGAUUAAAUGGCAUUGUACUUAUGCAUAGAGAGGAAAUUGAAAGAGCUGUUGGAAUUAACAUAACUAUGGUUGGCAUUGACGAAUGUCUUUAUGAAAAUCAGAUGUGUGAAGGAUCGUGUACAAAUGUGUUAGACAUUAGUAACUUACCAUAUAUGGUGAAUGCUAACAAAACUGCUCUAGUUGGUGUAAGGGUUGAUGUUAUUGCCGAAUGUACAUGUGGCGCUAGAAACUUCACACAAGCAGAGACUUGUCGCAAUUCCCCUUGCUAUAAUGGUGGCAGAUGCAUUGAAGGUAAAUAUGGUUUAACUUGCUCUUGUCCACCUGGUUAUACAGGACCACGUUGCCAACAGACAUCGAGAAGUUUCAGAGGCACUGGUUGGGCUUGGUAUCCGUCACUAGAAAUGUGCGAUAAUUCUCAUCUCAGCUUUGAAUUCAUAACAAGAAAGUCAGAAGGAGUUUUACUCUACAAUGGACCAAUAGUACCACCAGAACCAGAAGAAAUAGUAGUUUCAGAUUUUAUAUCUGUUGAAUUAGAAAGAGGAAAUCCAAGACUCUUAAUUGAUUUUGGGUCCGGAACUCUAGAAUUAAGAGUAAAAACAAAGAAAUCUUUAGAUGAUGGCGAAUGGCAUCGCAUAGAUAUAUUUUGGGAUACUGAAAAUGUAAGGAUGAUAGUUGAUUAUUGUAAAUCGGCAGACAUUCAAGAAAUGGAAGAUGGUACUCCACCGGAGUUUGAUGACUCUACUUGUCAAGCUACUGGUACUAUUCCACCAUUUAAUGAGUACCUAAAUGUUAAUGCCCCAUUACAAAUUGGAGGAUUGUAUAUAGAACAUUUUGACCCUACGCAUUAUCAUUGGCAGUACAUGCCAAUUGGCAAGGGUUUCGAUGGAUGUAUUAGAAAUUUGAUUCAUAACAGUAAAUUAUACGAUUUGGCUCAUCCUGGUUUAUCACGAAAUUCAGUAGCUGGAUGCCCUCAAACAGAAGAAAUCUGUAACCAAGCCGAUACUACAUCAAGAUGUUGGGAGCACGGUACUUGUGUUGGUAGUUUUUCUGAAGCUAGGUGUCAAUGCUUGCCAGGAUGGACAGGCCCAUCUUGCAAUUUACCAACCACGCCCACAAGUUUCAGACCUCAAAGCUAUGUUAAAUUUGCAUUAAGUUUCGAACCAGAUAGGUUUAGUACACAAAUACAGUUAAGAUUCAGAACUCGUGAACCUCAUGGAGAACUUUUUAGAGUUAGCGAUCAGCAUAAUCGUGAAUAUGGAAUAUUAGAAGUAAAAGAUUCGCGAUUACAUUUCCGUUUUAAUUUAAAUUCCUUACGUACAGAAGAACGUGACGUUUGGUUAAAUUCUGUAGCGGUCGACGAUGGUCAGUGGCACAUCGCUAGAGUGAGUAGAUAUGGAAGUGCCGCUACGCUAGAAAUUGAUGGCGGUGAAGGAAGAAGAUAUAACGAGACGUUUACAUUUGAUGGCCAUCAGUGGCUUUUAGUCGAUAAACAAGAAGGUGUGUAUGCGGGGGGCAAAGCAGAAUAUACUGGUGUGCGGACUUUUGAAGUAUAUGCAGAUUUUCAGAAAGGUUGUUUAGACGAUAUCAGAUUAGAAGGGAAGCAUCUACCGUUACCUCCGGCAAUGAAUGGCACACAAUGGGGCCAGGCUACUAUGGCCAGGAAUUUAGACAGAAAUUGUCCGUCUAAUAGUCCCUGCAUUAACGUUCACUGUAACGAGCCAUUUGAGUGUGUCGACCUGUGGAACGAAUACGAGUGCACUUGCGGUGAGGGUUUGGUAUUAUCUGCGGACGGCAAGGGUUGCGUAGACAAGAACGAGUGUCUGUACUUCCCGUGUCGCAACGGUGGAUCGUGUGUCAACCGAGAGCCGGGCUAUCGCUGCCAUUGCCCCGAGGGUUUCUGGGGUGAAAACUGCGAACUCGUUCAGGAAGGACGCACGCUCAAACUCAGCAUGGGCGCCCUCGCGGCCAUCCUCGUCUGCCUUCUUAUUAUCAUGAUAUUGGUGCUGGUAUUCGUGGUGUACAACCGUCGUCGCGAGGCUCACAUCAAGUAUCCAGGACCAGAUGAUGAUGUUCGUGAGAACAUUAUAAAUUACGAUGAUGAAGGCGGUGGCGAAGAUGACAUGACCGCGUUUGAUAUCACUCCCCUGCAAAUUCCGAUUGGCGGACCUCUCCCUGAUCAUGUUCCGGCCAAAAUGCCAUAUCCAUUGAUGGGAGUGGGGUUGGGCGUCGGUCCGAUGGUUGGUGUGGCGCCCCCAGUGGGAGUGCCUCUCCCAGGGGAGACGAAUGUGGGCAUGUUCAUAGAGGAACAUAAGCGGCGCGCGGACAGCGAUCCCAACGCGCCGCCCUUUGACGAUCUCCGGAACUACGCGUAUGAGGGUGGCGGUAGCACUGCUGGCUCCCUGUCCUCGCUUGCUUCCGGAACUGACGAUGAAAUACACGAAUAUGACUACUUGAGCGCGUGGGGGCCUCGGUUCGACAAGCUGGCAGACCUGUACGGGCCUGAUCUCGACGAGCAACUG
This is a messenger RNA of Brenthis ino (lesser marbled fritillary), 5172 nucleotides long. The record is from the annotation of a GenBank genome assembly. NCBI's taxonomy places the organism in Eukaryota, Metazoa, Arthropoda, Insecta, Lepidoptera, Nymphalidae.